AUGAUUUACAACUGUGAUGCGACUUUUGCUAGGGACCUAGAUUUUGAGGAAAUGGAACCCCAGGUGUUUUAUUUUAAUACGGUCCCUAUUCGUGCGCAAACUGUCCAAAACUUGGAUCUACGUCGCGAAGUUCCUAUUAUCAUCAUUUUUGAGGUGGUCGGUAAAACACUCCAUGAGCUUGCGCAUAGCAAAGCUUCUAUAUCUUUGGAUGAGCUUCAACGUCUACUAAAGAACGCCAUGUGGCUGCUACAUUCGUGUGGCGCGGAAUAUUUGGACCAGCGUCUGGACAAUUUCUUUCUCUGCGAUACGAGUAAAGUCAUGAUUGUUGAUCUGGAGCAAGUCAGAUUCCCACUGGAUCUUGAAGAUUGGGAGGACAGUGUUAAUUAUGGGGGGGUGGGCUCUCUGUUAUAUCUAUUCAAUGAUACAAGAGAAAGAAAGAGUCGAAAAAUCACCUGGGAUGCAUUUGUGCUUGGAAACACCUACAUUUCGAGUGGCUCGCUUUAUUAA
Penicillium salamii is the source of this 507-nucleotide messenger RNA. The record is from the annotation of a GenBank genome assembly. Lineage: Eukaryota; Fungi; Ascomycota; Eurotiomycetes; Eurotiales; Aspergillaceae.